UAAUCUCAUUGGUUUUAAUAGUUUAGAUGAAAUGACCUGGCGUCUCUCUCUCUCAAACAGCGAAGGUUGUUGUGGAGGCGGCGACGGAAAGACGGAGAUGAUACUUACGGAGGAAGCUCUGAGGAUAGUACUCGGCAUGGGCUUCCUCCGUUAGUCAUAUCACUGCAGGAAGCGCUUGGGAAAGUGUUUGGCGGAGGAUAUUCGCGCUCCUCCUGAUACUCUACCACCAUACUAUUCUUUCAUGACGUCAUUGAAAGCUGGCGACUUUGGCUAUUCAUUGUUUGGUUGUCUCUAUGAUCUAAAAUCUGCUCUUAGUACCUGAGUAUAAAUUGGCUAUUCUCACUGUCAGUGAUACUGUCUCAGCUGGGGGCUGGACCUGAUCGAAGUGGACACAGGCUGUAUCAGUGAUUAAUUUCUCUUCAGACCUCAUUCUUACACUUGGUGGUACUGGCUUCACUCCAAGAGAAGCAAAAAAAAAGAAGUGAUCGAGAGAGAAACACCCGGUCUUCUCUUUGUUAUGAUGCGAGAGAGCGUAAAGAUCACGCCAUUUGCGACGCUCUCACCCUCUGCAGCAAGAAUUAGAGAGGCUCAACAUUGAUAAUCUACAUACCUGGGAACCUAAACGCAGUAGCCGAGUGUGUGAAGGCGCUGUUACCAGCGUUGAAGCACGCCCCGAAGCAGAUCAAAGGAGACAAGAGAGAGAGAGAGAGAGAGAGAAACAUCCAAAGCAUAUGGCAGAAGCCACCGCACCACCGGCUGACACAUGGGAGCAGACGACACAAAAGAUGGUGGCUGUUCUUGUACUCACUGAAACUUCUCAGCUUCUCUGGUCAAUGAAUCAGUCCCCAAUUGUGUUUGUGUAUGAGUCUCCUCCUUCCCCGGCGGAGACUGAACAGAAAUAAUAGGAGCAGUUUGAAGAAAGGGAAGACUAUAAGAAUGGGUCAGCGCGCUCUUCAGAGAGUCCCGCCGUCGCUUCCAAGCCGCACUCCAUCUCUUCCACCACCGUCUUCCUCUUCCCCCUCCCUCCGUUGCGCACCCUCCUCUCGCCGCCCCCUCCGUCCCAGAGCAAUGUCGUCCCACAUUGUCGGUUAUCCCCGCAUCGGUCCCAAGAGAGAGCUUAAGUUUGCACUAGAGUCCUUCUGGGAUGGGAAAACCGGUGCUGAGGAUUUGCAAAACGUUGCUGCUGACCUCAGACGCUCCAUAUGGAAACAUAUGGCUGGUGUAGGGAUCAAAUACAUUCCCAGCAACACUUUUUCUUACUAUGAUCAGAUGUUGGACACCACAGCGAUGCUUGGAGCUGUUCCCUCUAGGUACGGUUGGGAAAGUGGUGAGGUCGGGUUCGAUGUUUACUUCUCCAUGGCUAGGGGUAAUGAUUCUGUUCCUGCUAUGGAAAUGACCAAGUGGUUUGAUACAAACUACCAUUACAUUGUUCCUGAGUUGGGUCCUUCUGUUAAAUUCUCCUAUGCAUCUCACAAGGCUGUGGAGGAGUUUAAGGAAGCCAAAGCGCUUGGUAUAGACACAGUUCCCGUGCUCAUUGGUCCCAUGACCUACUUGCUCCUCUCAAAACCAGCUAAGGAUGUUGAUAAAUCUUUCUGCCUUCUUUCUCUGAUUGACAAGAUUCUUCCCGUCUACAAAGAAGUUUUGACUGAUCUAAAGUCUGCUGGUGCACGUUGGAUUCAGUUCGACGAGCCUAUACUUGUGAUGGAUCUUGACACCAACCAGUUGCAGGCGUUUUCGGAUGCCUACUCUCACAUGGAGUCAUCUUUGGCGGGGUUGAAUGUUCUUAUCGCCACAUACUUCGCAGAUGUUCCUGCUGAAGCGUACAAGGCAUUGACGUCGUUGAAGUGUGUAACUGGGUUUGGAUUUGACCUCGUUCGUGGAUUAGAGACUCUUGAUUUGAUCAAAGUGGAUUUUCCUCGUGGGAAGCUGCUAUUUGCUGGAGUUGUUGACGGAAGAAACAUUUGGGCCAAUGAUCUUUCUGCUUCGCUCAAGACACUACAGACUCUUGAAGACAUUGUUGGGAAAGAAAAAGUUGUGGUCUCUACUUCGUGCUCUCUACUCCAUACGGCUGUAGACUUGCUGAAUGAAAUUAAACUUGAUAAAGAGCUAAAAUCAUGGCUUGCAUUUGCGGCACAAAAGGUCGUUGAAGUGUAUGCACUUGCCAGAUCAUUCUCUGGUGUUAAGGAUGAGGCAAUGUUUGCUUCUAAUUCCAUGCGACAAGCUUCUAGAAGAUCAUCUCCAAGGGUGACAAAUGCCACUAUACAACAUAAUGUUGCUGCAGUAAUGAAAUCUGAUCAUCGCCGUUCUACAAAAGUAAGUGCUAGGCUACAAGCCCAGCAGAAGAAGCUAAACCUUCCUCCUCUUCCAACAACGACAAUUGGAUCUUUUCCUCAGACAGCAGAUCUCAGACGGAUACGCAAGGAAUUCAAGGCCAGAAAGAUAUCAGAAAUUGAUUAUGUCCAGGCUGUCAAAGUCGAAUUUGAAAAGGUAGUCAAGCUUCAGGAAGAACUUGGGAUUGAUGUAUUGGUGCAUGGGGAGGCAGAGAGAAACGAUAUGGUGGAGUUUUUUGGCGAGCAGCUGUCUGGCUUUGCAUUCACAUCGAAUGGGUGGGUCCAGUCAUAUGGAUCCCGCUGUGUCAAGCCACCUAUCAUCUACGGUGAUGUCAGCCGACCAAAGGCAAUGACUGUCUUCUGGUCGUCAAUGGCACAGAAGAUGACCGAACGUCCUAUGAAGGGGAUGCUCACUGGUCCUGUGACAAUUCUCAAUUGGUCCUUUGUUAGAAAUGACCAGCCCAGGUAUGAGACGUGUUUCCAAAUUGCACUCGCGAUUAAAGAUGAGGUUAAGGACCUUGAGAAGGCUGGCAUCACUGUUAUCCAGAUUGAUGAAGCUGCAUUAAGAGAAGGAUUGCCUCUCAGGAGGUCCGAGCAAGAACUUUACCUUGACUGGGCCGUCCACGCAUUCAGAAUCACAAACUGUGAUGUGCGAGACACUACUCAGAUUCACACCCACAUGUGCUACUCAAAUUUCAACGACAUUAUCAACUCAAUCAUAAACAUGGAUGCUGAUGUGAUCACUAUUGAAAACUCACGGUCAGAUGAGAAGCUCUUAUCAGUCUUCCAUGAAGGAGUGAAAUACGGUGCUGGAAUCGGUCCAGGGGUGUAUGACAUUCACUCUCCUCGUAUCCCAUCAUCUGAAGAAAUAGCUGAGCGUAUCAAUAAGAUGCUUGCAGUUCUGGACAGCAAAGUCCUUUGGGUGAACCCUGACUGUGGCCUAAAGACGCGGAAGUACUCUGAAGUUAAGUCUGCACUGAGCAACAUGGUUGCUGCUACCAAGCUAAUCCGCUCUCAGCUAAAUAAGUCAUAAAGUCUUUCUCAUCCAUGAAAUGAAACAUGAAUAAACAAGAUUGAGAAGAAGAAGACAAAGAACCUGGAAGAUCAACGACAAGGAUCUCAGCGUCUGGUUCAGAGGUCCAUCUAGUUGCAGGCUCAAAUUCUUGGUAGAUUCUAGUUGCAGCCAUUCUCUCUCUCUCACUCUUUUAUAAUCUUUGGUUUAAAUAGAAGUAAUGUUUUUGUGUUGUGAGAAAGCAGAGAAACAUAUCAAAUGAAUUUAUAGGCAAAGAAGAUUAUUAUUAGACAGCAAAGAGUUUUGUUUGAUUUGGUUUUAGUUUGAAGAAACGAAGGCUUAAUUCUUUUGGUUUUCUUUGUCUUGAAGCUUUUAAUGAUUCUUUGGAUUGAGUUCAAUAUUAAGUAUACCUUUUUUAUUUGUUAUA
This is a messenger RNA of Brassica napus (rape), 3769 nucleotides long. RefSeq names its product 5-methyltetrahydropteroyltriglutamate--homocysteine methyltransferase 3, chloroplastic. Bases 862 to 3363 code for a protein of 833 amino acids. The transcript has 18 exons. Gene Ontology annotation, molecular function: 5-methyltetrahydropteroyltriglutamate-homocysteine S-methyltransferase activity; zinc ion binding. The record is from RefSeq and is a predicted model, not a curated record. Lineage: Eukaryota; Viridiplantae; Streptophyta; Magnoliopsida; Brassicales; Brassicaceae.